AUGGAGAUUAAAAGACAAUCUGAAGAUAUCUUAGAUAAUCCGUUAAAGAGACAAAAAUUACAUGAAUUACAUUCCAUCAUCGCCAAGACAUCACAAGAUGAAAUAAAACUUUCCAAUGGCAAUGGAAUCAACAUCAGAAAUGUUCCACAAUUGAAUAAUGCCCCUAGAGGGUUUUUACCAAUUUUACAACCACCUUAUCACCCCAAUGACUUUUUCACAGAUUUGAAUUAUAAUGUAGAAAAGUUGAAUGAAAAAGUUAGUAGGAUUUCUAACAUUUUACCUCCACCUAUUGCACCACCCAAUCCCGAUGAUGAAGAAGGGAUUAUGAUACCUUUCAUUUUUCCUGCACCACCAGUCAUUAAACCUGAUCCAUUGAUCAAAUCCAAGGAUGAAGAGGAACACGAUGAAGAUGACGAAGAUGAGAAUGAAAGACCUGUUGAUUUUGGCAAGAUGGUAAAUUUGGCACCUUUACCAUUCCCUCCUAGCAAUUAUAUGCCAUAUCCUAUUAAUGCUCAACAAGCUAGUUUGACACCUUAUGACUUUUUCACCGAUCUUCUUGAUGCAUCCCAAGCGUUACCUAAACAAGAUAUGGUAGUAGCUAGUGCAGCAGGUACUUUGGUGGAUCUUAAAUAUCAAUCCAUUGAAGAGAAAUUUUCAAUCAAUGAUAAUGAUGAUAAAAAUAAUGAACUUCAGCACCAAAAAUACUACGAACAUAUACGUCUCGAUGAACGAUUUGAUAAAUACAACCAUCAACCAUUGAAUGAUUUAGGAACCUUACCCAACAGUUUCCAAAUCAAGCCGUUAUUGAGUAAUGAAUUUAAUAAAUCUCCAGAUUACAAACUUGAUAAAUAUUUCAAAGAUGAUGAAUUUGAAAUAUCCGAUAUUCACGUACCCAAAUUAUCAAACAUAUCCACAAAGAUAAAUAACCGAGAUUUCAAUAAUGGUAGUUUGAAAUUCAAAACAGAUGUUAUUAAAUCUUCAUUGAACAACAUUGAUCAAUUCACCAGAAGGGAAAGACAAGAGAUAUAUAAGUAUAAAAAGAGUCAAAUAUUAUCAAGAUUACAAGAUCUUAAGGAAUCUAAGAUAUCCUUGAUUGAGAAUGAUAUCAAAGAUGAACAGUUGAAAGAAAUUCAACAGAACCUUGAAAUGGAAAAAGAUAUUGAAUUGAUCAAACUUCGAGUUUUCAAUAACUACGAAUUAUUGAAAUUAUCUUCUAACUUUUAUCACGAUACCAACAAGACUUAUAAGAAGUAUAAUGGGCAGAUGGUUAACAAAUUAAUGAAGCUCAAGAAUUUCUUGGAAUUCCAAAAGAACAGUUUUGAUAGAUAUUUGAAUUCCGAUAAACUAUUCAAUGAUUUAACCGAUUUAAAUGGGAAGGAAUUCAAUAAAAUCAUCACUGACAGUUCAAGAGAUUAUAAUAAAGAUUUACGUAGUUUCUAUAAGAAACUUGUUAAUGACGAGGAUACAGAAGAAGAUUUAGAAGAUUUAAAAAUCAAUAAGAUAACUGAUGAUAAUGACAAAAAGGUUGACGAUUUAACUGACUUCCUGACAAUUUCAAACAUGCAAGAGUUCAAUAUGGUAACAGGAACUAUCAAUCAAUUCAAGAAAGAAAAUAAGUUCAAUAACAUGAAACAUCAAAUAUUUAAGAAUAAAUUAUAUGAAACCAGUGGAUCAGAUUCGAAUUCAAGUGGGAUAUCAGUUGAUAACGAACUUAAAAGAAGAGGUAGAAGAAAUGAAAUUGACGAACAAAGUUUACAUUCAGAAAGUUAUCUUUUGGCAAAGAUCAUGAAACAUUUCAAAGGUCCUGAAAGUGUUAAUAAUGAAGAAUUAGGAGAUGAUUUUGAAUCAAUGGGAAUCCAAUCUAGUUGGAAUUAA
Messenger RNA from Yamadazyma jaroonii, 1875 nucleotides. The record is from the annotation of a GenBank genome assembly. NCBI's taxonomy places the organism in Eukaryota, Fungi, Ascomycota, Pichiomycetes, Serinales, Debaryomycetaceae.